Messenger RNA from Daphnia pulicaria, 3137 nucleotides. RefSeq lists its product as uncharacterized. The record is from RefSeq and is a predicted model, not a curated record. The transcript is spliced from 9 exons. NCBI's taxonomy places the organism in Eukaryota, Metazoa, Arthropoda, Branchiopoda, Diplostraca, Daphniidae. Bases 159 to 2696 code for a protein of 845 amino acids.
GACCAGGGUACGACUGUUUUGGUUUGCUGCGUAAAUAUUAGAAAGUAAACGUGAUCAGACGUUGUUGGGGAUACCAGUGGGAUUGUUUUGUUUGCAGCACUCCUCUCAGCUGAUUGCUGGUAACACAUAGAAUUCUUUUGAAUUAGGAUUAAAGAACAAUGGAAGAAGACAUCAGUAAGUCUCUGAAAAGUGCAUUAGAAGAUGUGCUAACUGAAGAUGAAGCAAUAGAGAAUAACUGGACAUUUGUCCUCACUGAAAAUGUUUCUCUUACGAAGAAUAAUGGUGCAGACAUGUCUGACAACUACAGUGAACAAGGGAGUGAUUCAGGCAGCUCAAUUGUAGUUAUUGAUUCCCCAGUCCUGCCUUCCUGCGAUUUACAUCCAGUUUUGGGUGACACAGUCAAUCAACAGUUAUUAAAAAAUGUUGAGGGGCAAUCAGAAGGUUUUGAUUUGUCUGAUAACAUCUCCUGCUCUUCCCAUCAAUCAAGUAACAAUGGAUUUUUAAAAGAAUGCAGCCCCUAUGAAGAAAUGGAACAGCCAGAUACUUGGGACUGUGACCAUGAAGCUGAUCAGCCUGAUGGUGAAGAAUCUAAAACAUCAAACAAUUCAUUAGCAAAUAGUCAGUUGCUUGUUGAAGACAUAGAAGCCCUUGUGGUCCCAACUGAAAAUGAUGUGGAAACAAACACAAAUCUUGAAUUUGUUCAAAAUGAGAAAACCAUAUUAAAAGAAUUUCUUGUUGCUGAGAAUUCACCAUUAACAAAUGAUGUCACCUGUCAAGAAGAUCAAAGCGUUUCUGAGAUUGAAUCCGGCGAUAGUUUCGUAUGUGGCAUCGUCCUUGAAAUAAUUCAAACAGAAGAAAUUAGAGUGAAAGAUUUUGCUGAUCACCAACAGAUAGACAAUUUAAUCGCAUGUGUAGAAAAACAGCAAAUUCUUUCUGAACCGGAAGUUAGUGGUUUAGAAAAUGACGUCAAUCCUGAAGUAUCUCGAAAUGAAGAUGCUGUAAUAUUGAGUGACUCCUCUAAGAGCGAAAGAGAUGAUGAAAUCGCUUGCGUCGGUGAGCAACAAGUGGAAGUUAGUUUUAAUACCGAUCUAACUGAUUCGGUCGCCUAUAUUGAAGACAAUAUAAACUCCACUGAAACGCCAGAAGAUACCAAAGCAGCUCAAUCUAUUGAUGCGCCUGUUUCUGAAAGAAAAGUCGAUUUCGACGAGGAUACCGAAUCUUCCAAUCAUGAUCCUACUCAACCUGAUGAUCAGUCCAGCUAUUCUGUGGACGAUGAAUCAGAGGAUGAAACUUGGGAUUUAAGUUUAGAAGCGGUAGUGAACGCUAAUUCACUGGCUUCGUCCGUUUCGAGUCUUGUACAGCCUCCAUUUUCUCCAUCGCCCAUGGUGAUUCCAGCAGACGGGUAUCAACGAAGUCAUACGAUGUUGAAACCUGAUCUCUUGGAAGAAGCAAAUCGAAUUGAAGAACUAGACCUAAUGGACUAUUCUGCUGUGACUAAUCCAGACCUUCCAGCUGAUAUAGUUGUAGCUAACAUCGUUCCAGAUCGACACUAUGUGCACCGUCCCAAUCAGCGUCUCAACGAAAAGCUAAGUUUCGUUAUGGCUUUCGCAUUGGCUGCAGUUUUCGGAUUCGCCAUAGGCCAUUUAAUAGGACUAUCGGAUAACUUUCCCUCUCGUUGCAGCCUACGAGAGGAGCAGAUGAAGCACGACGGCUCUCGUUCAUAUGAAGGAUGGACUGAAGAAGAUUGGCUAGUUGAAGUCAAGCGUCUGGCAUCUUAUAAUGAAGAGUUAAGCCGGACACUGAAGGAACUCUCUGGCCAGGACUCGACAAGUUGUCGCUUUGAUUUUCAAGUUAACGAACUAAUGACAGAAAACUGGGACCUAAAGCAGUCUAUUGGACGAAUUCGCUAUGGCAAACCUACUCGAUCAGUAGAAGACCGUGACACUAUCAACCGUCUUCAAACAGAAAAUCAAGAUCUCCGCGCUAUCGUCGGUAAAUUACGCUAUCGCUGUGGUGUGCAACCCAUUUCGAGUCCAGAGCAACAGGAUCAAGCGAUCUCAACUCCAUCAGAGACCUUCGUUCCGCGGCCGUCUGCAGCCGAACCACUCUGGAAUACGUUUGGAGUCAAUCUGACAAGCAAUUGGAAUCGUUUGAUCAACAAUGGCCACAAUCGUUCUAUAGAGGAUCAGCUAAAUGCAGUGAAGGAAUCUGCUAUAGAUUUUAUUCGUUUAAUUGGGCUGCGACAAGAUGAGUUGAUUAAUCUAACUAGAGAGAACAACAAUAAGGUCACAGAAAAAAUGGAAGCCAGAUUUAAAAAAUCUGUAAAGAAAACGGCCGAUUUGUUAGAACGCGUGAAUAAAGAACACGAAUCUUUCACCUCCUUAUUGGAAGAAGUCGAAAAUCGUUUGGAGAAACUUCGCUCCAAGUUGGAAUUCCAUUGGUCAAAUCUAUUACAAUCCUAUUCCGGUGCUGGCAAUAGAUUUGUGACUUCAGAAAAUACCAAGCCUUUGAAUUCCGACUGGUUCCUUUCGAUGGGGAAACAACGUGACAAAAUGCGACGCAGCGAGAAGCAAAGCGAGUGGAUGUUCGAUCGAGCCAAAAACCGCGAACUAGAACGCAGAUCCCGAAAAUUCCAAACAAAACAAAAGAAGCAGAAAACCUUCCAGGGAAAUUCCUGGAACCAUUAUUCGUCUUGAGCCCUUAUUUUUAAUUUUAUUCUUCAAUUGGAAGUGUGUUAAUUGUAAAUGUAAUGUGAGCCUUUCGAAUUAGGCAAUUUUAUUUUUAUUUGAUAACGUUCAAAAUUAACUAUCUUUCCUUAUUCGAAAUAAUCGUUCAAUAUUAUUUUUCUGUCUUUCCCUACCCGCUGUUAGUUCAAGUUUCUUCUACCAGUGCUCGAUCAGUUUUCAGUGACUGCAAUAUAAAGCUUUAGUUGGGGAUAAUUCGCCAUUCUGGUUUGAAAACUUCGCAAUCGAAGAGUUCCCGUAAAUCAUAGAAGUGGCGGACGGGUCCAUCUUCCGUUGCUGGGACCUUUGAUGUCUGAUUCUGAUCCAAAUUCUAUAUUUUUUUCUUUGCAUUAGAACUCUCAAUUGUGAAUGUAAUAACGAUAUUUAGGGAAAUAAAUAAAGUGUGUACGCGGA